AUGAGAAUACAUUUACGAAGAAUUGUGCUGUUAGUGAGCAUCAUUAAUACGAUUUUUGUGUUAGUCUACUUUUUCAAAUCACAAACAAUAUCUUUAUCAGUCGAUGGUGAACAAAGUCACCCGAGAGAAAGAGUUCUAACUGUGGGCCUACGUCCGCAGAUACCAGUUCCUAGAGACAAUCUCAGAAACAUUGGUUCAACUUUGAAGUACAUUGAACGAAAAUCUGGAAGUUGUCAAAAUGAAAUAGAGAGACCAAUCAAUGUGGAGGACACAGAAACAUGGCAAAAAGUGGGAGGCAAAACAAAUACUUAUGUCUUUUCAGCCUUUUUUGACGGAGUAAAUAACCCUGUCAUUCGGAUACUUGCACUUACAGAAAGGGGUUCCUCACAAGGUCUAUUUUGUCAGUUAUGGUAUAACGAUACCAAAGAAGAAUUACGAGUUAUAGCACCAAUAAAGAAACAUAUUCCUGAAGACCAUUCCAAGAGAUAUGCAGCUACAAUAUAUUUGUGUAAUUUGAUGACAAAAGAAAUACCCUAUGCCGUGUCAUUAACUAGUGCCAGAUGCCAGAGACCAACAAAUCUCUUACCAAUCAACAAUCAAAUGCAGAAAGAGUUUCAAUUUUCGUUGUGUUUAACUCCAUUUAGUAUACGAUAUAGCAGAGCAUAUGAACUGGUAGAAAUGAUAGAAUUGAAUCGUAUUUUAGGAGUUGAUAAAUUCAUCUUCUACAACUAUUCUACUGGUGUAAAUGUUGACGAGGUUCUAAAGCACUAUACAUCAAAAGGAAUCGUUAAAGUUAUUCAGUGGCAUUUACCAGUCCGUGUAAAUCAAUGGCCCCAAAAUCAUAAGGAAGAAGUGCAUUACUUUGGACAGCUAGCUUCAUUAAAUGAUUGUCUCUACAGAAAUCUGUAUUCCAGUGAACAUCUAGUCUACACAGAUUUGGAUGAAUUUAUAGUGCCUCGUAAUGCUGAUAAUUACAAGGAGUUGAUUCGUAAAUUGGAUACACGACCUUUAUCAAAUGGUGCCUUUAUUUUCCGAUGUGUGUUUUUUAGAAAAGAGUGGCCUCAAAUAAAAGGUGAUUUUAAAGGUCGGAAAGAAGCAGAAAAAUUUAAAUCGAUUACGUUAUUGACUACAAGUAGAGAAAAAAGGAUAUGGCCGACGUAUCAAAGAUCUAAGUACAUUGUGAAACCUAAAGGUGUAGAAGUAGUCGGUAUUCAUAAUAUCUGGUCAUAUCGUUCUGGCUAUUCAUCUCUACCAAUUGAUUCAAGUAAUGCCAGACUUCAUCAUUAUAGAAGUUGGGAGAAUCCUAAUGAUCAACAAGAAAGACAAGAGGAUUUCAUCAUACACGAGAAAUAUAAAGAUCGGUUGAUAGAACAACUCAAAUUAACAUGGCGAAAGUUACCAAAUGUUGUUCUAAAUAUUCCCAUUCAAAAUUACACAUUCCCUUUGUGA
Messenger RNA from Lottia gigantea (owl limpet), 1449 nucleotides. RefSeq lists its product as hypothetical. The transcript is spliced from 2 exons. The coding region runs from base 1 to 1449 and encodes 482 amino acids. The record is from RefSeq and is a predicted model, not a curated record. NCBI's taxonomy places the organism in Eukaryota, Metazoa, Mollusca, Gastropoda, Lottiidae.